CGUGCUUCCAAUGUGUUAACUUCACAACACUCAAAGAUUCAAUAUCAUUUUACUUGGGAGUGGAUAUCUUAAGUACACUCUGAAGCCAGUGCUGUCUGAGUCCAUCACAAUCUGACGAAGCUAGUACUGUCUGAAGAAGAGGAUGCUGUCUGGAAUGAAUGCUGUCUGAAAAGAUCUUGCCAACAUAAAGCAAUAAUCAACUCGUGGUUUAGGCUGGGAUUAUAAGAUGCUCGGAAAUUUCCACGCAAUAACAUUGUUGUUGUUGUACUUCCUGACUAUAAAAUUGAAAGCUGAACUACAAGAUGUAAACAAGCCCUGUGCGGUAGAUGAGAGAAUACAGAGUGAAUUUUGUAGUCUUCUCUAUGAUGAGAGUAGCGGCCCUUUGACGGAUGUUGGGAAGAGCUACAGAACAUCAAACCAAGAUGUGCCUAGUGAUGUUGUGGUCAAGUCUGCUGGAAGUCUGCCUGAUAAAAGUCUGCCUGUAGGAACUGUCUGUGAUUUACCAAACACGCCAUUCGCUCUUCUAUGUACAGAGAAUGGUUGGCAAAAAGUCACAGAAUCCGAUAAGACUACACUGAACAAGACAAGAAGAAAAAGAUUUGCGGUAACAGUAGAUCUAAAUAUGGGGAAUAACGACUUCACUGAUGAGACAGCAAACAUCACCAUAAUGUGCCCGGAUGUUGCAAGUGUUGUGGCAGACAAGGGCAAGGUCGGCACCAUUGUGUCCUGGAUCCAGGCCACGGUAAACAGCAGGCCAGGGAGUGAAAUAAUUCUACGACAGACUCAGGGUCAGACUUCCGGUACCUGGCACCCCGUGGGUCAGUACACGGUGACCUACCUGGCUAACGAUCUACACGGAAACUACGCCACCUGCUCGGUGAAUUUCAACGUCACAGGUGUCAGAUGUUCUUUUGAGUACACGUACAUGUACCAAGGCAGCGCUGUGUGUACAGCGGAGAAUAUUUACGGCAGCGUGUGUACGUAUGUGUGCAACCAGGGGCAUCAACUCUCAGAUACAUCGCUGGUAGAAUGUUUGAGUGACGGGACUUGGACCGUCCAGAAGCCACAGUGCCAAGCUUUGAAUUGUGACCCGCCUCCCGUCAUAGAGCACGCGUCUGUGUCGUGUAACACUACACACUACAGUGUGUACACCGUCUGUGUUGUCGUGUGUGACCCUGGAUACGUCAUCGAUGACCUUGAUCAGAUGAGUUGUCAGGUCAACCGGCAGUGGACGAAACACGGGCAAUGUGCUGAAAAACUGUGCCCAGUCCUAGCGCCACCCGUUAACUCAAACAUCACGUGCACGAACGGCAACAAGGUGACGUCAGUGUGUCGCGUGCAGUGCCAGCCAAUGAGCGAGCCGCAGGGAGCGGAUGUGAUCACGUGUCUGGAUAACGAGGAAUGGAGUGACACGCCCCCUUCUUGUAUUCCUUCCUGUCCUGAACCACCACGUGUUGAUAACGGACGUCACGUGUGCGAACAGGGCCGCAAGCAGGGCGAUACGUGUGUACUGAAGUGUGACGGUGGGUACCGGGCAGUGGCGCCACUCUACAUCACCUGCACGAACGUGAGUGACUGGACCGCAUCUGGCUUGUGUACAGAUGUAGAAGCGCCAAGUUUUCCCUUCGGGUGCCCAGAAAAUUUUGUAACAACUGUAGACGUGCUGGGCCGACAGACCAAUGUUUUCUAUUCACUGCCUGACGUCACAGACAACUCUGGCAAAAUACAAAAAAUCGAAGGGAAUCCUGUAAACGGGACAUCGUUUGCAGUUGGUCUAACAACUGUUACAGUACAAGCUUUUGAUAUGGCUGGGAAUGUUGGAAAUUGUUCUUUCAACAUUACAGUCAAAGCUCUGUCCUGCAAGGAUCCGAACCUGCCCGAAAUAUCUCUGCUGAAGUUCACCUGUCCAGACGGGUUUCUCUAUCGAGCUGCUUGUAACGUCUCCUGCACCACAGGCCAGACACUGGUGGGGCCGUCAACGAUGACGUGUCAGUUGAGUUCAAGGUUCAACCGCCCUGAGUGGGUGUGGCCCGGAUCGACUUUCGGUCCGUAUUGUCAAAACCUUUGCCACCCUGGCCAGUACUCGAGAGACGGACGUCAGCCUUGCACUUUAUGCCCAAAAGGCACGUACACCUCAGAGUUUGGUGCCCUCAGAUGUAACGUCUGCCCUUACACGAUGUUCACGGCAGUAGACGGGGCGUCAUCUAAGGACGAUUGUGAAAUGUUUGACUACCUGACGGAGAUUGGCACUAGCUUACCCACAGUGCAAGUCUCACCUGCCAAAGACAAGGUGUUCACCGUCGUUACCUGGGUACACCUGUCCACUGAGUACGAGCGGGCAGCCUUGACCUUUUCCCUGGAUUACCAUCAAGGCGCCGCCAUGUUCUAUAUGGAUAUUGUCAGCUUCUACCUGUGGCCGGUGCCAGUGGAUACCAACCGCUCUUUCAGGAUGUGGUACCACAUCACGCUGAUGUACCAAAACGAGACGGUCACCAUGUACGUCGACGGGAAGUUCGACAGUCAGAAGACAGGGGUCAAGGUCGAAGGGCUAUGGAAUAAUGACAUGCAUCUUGGAUUUACCGUCGACGGGAAUGGAUUGAUUUUUGUCUCCAACGAUAUUGUACUCAGCGGCUUACAGAUGACCCAAGAAAUUUUAACGGAAUCGGAAAUUGCCGAGUUUUCAAGGUCAUGCUUCAAGCCGGUCAAGGACAACACGCUGGACACGGUCAUCGUUGACUCAGCCAAUAUCUGGCCCAGCACGUGCGAUGAUGUGAACAACUGUGCUGGACGUCCGUGUGGUGACCACGGUGUGUGUUUUGAUGACGUGCGUGGCUACAGGUGCGUGUGUGAUGACCUGUGGUCAGGUGACCGGUGCCAGAAUCCCAGGCAGUUCUGUCUGAACAACGCCUGCGUCAACGGUUCUACCUGUGUUAGCCUGCCGGAGCAGCAGACAUACAUGUGUGACUGUCAGACAGGUUAUACAGGUCGCCUGUGUGACAGGGUAAUAGCUGAUGGGAAAUGGGCUACUUGGAGCCACUGGUCAAACUGUACAUCUUGUGGGGUGGGGCAGAGGAAGAGAGUUCGGACAUGCACUGACCCUGCCCCUGACCCCGGAGGUCAGGAUUGUCUUGGGGUGAAGGUCGAAACGCAGUUUUGCGUUGGUGGCCAUUGUCCAGUAGACGGCAGGUUCGGUGGUUGGUCCGAGUGGUCCCAGUGUAGCGCCUCGUGUGGUGGGGGUCUGAUGACCAGACUGAGGUUGUGUGACAGUCCUCCUGCUGGGUACGGGGGAGCUGAGUGUGACCCGAGCCAGGCCAGGUCAACCAUGAAGUGCAACACGGUCACAUGUCCAGAAUGCCCAAGUUUGGUGCCACGACCCGCCCAGCUGGCCAUAAACUGCUCACAACAUGACGGAGAACAAAUCUGUUCGGUUGUCUGCCCGCCUGGAAUGAUCGUCUUACCCCAUUUGGCCAACAUUUUCCAAUGUGGCAAGUCUACAAAUUUCACUUGGUCUCACGUGACUUCACAGAAUCCAAAAGCUUUUUUGCCAGAGUGCACAAAUGUGAAGCUACCACAGUCCUUAAGCAUCGAGCUGAUAUUUCAGUACGGCGAGUUGUCAGAAAAUUCCAGCUCCUUGCCGGAACUGAAGAAAUUUCUGGAACAGAGAGUGGGAUCUCAACUUCCGUGCCAGGAGAUUUCUAGUUGUCGCGUCAACGUCAGUUUGGUGGAGCUGUCCAAUAUGGCGGCUGAAAACGUGACGUCACAAGAUGCAAACACCUUUGAUCAUCGAAUUUUAGGACGUCUCUCGGUCAAUUACAAAGUUAUUCAGAAUCAAUCACAGGUUGCGUACCUUGCAAACCUUACAGAAUACGAGAGGCAAACACAGUUCGAGCAGGCUCGAAUCCUGGACAGACUGAUACGGGCGGUAACACAGAGAAGUGAAGAGCUCCUCGAGGUCGACAACCUUGACCUUUUGUCCUCCAACAAAUCUUUGCUCCUGGUUGCCGAAUGUCCUGUCGGCUCGUCCUUGGUUCGAGGACUUUGUGCCGACUGCCCACCCGGCACCUACACCACCAACACUGGCAGAUGUUCACCUUGUGACCCUGGGUUCUAUCAGGAUCUCCCCAAGAUGGACGUCUGCACGCCUUGUCCCAGCUGUAAAACGACCGCAGGUUAUGGCUCGUACCUGGCUACUCAAUGUGAUCUUGACCUGGAUCCCUGCGUGAUCAAAACAAAUGGCAAAUCAGACAGCCAAAAUUCGUCAAAUUACCAGGCAUUAAUAAUUGGAGUCGUUAUCGGAGGCGUUGGGCUUGUUGUUUUAAUUAUCUUGGUCGUCUCAUGCAUUGUUUACAGAAAGAAACUGAAGAGUCAGGGGCCCCACCCUUACAACGUACCUGACGAAGUGUUUGAAGAGGUUGACGACCCCUACACCCACUUUCCCCCGGAAAAUGACUAUGACGUCAUUCCAGACCAACCCCAGGAUCAGCAGCCGUACAUUGACGUUAAAGAUGGGACACUAUUCGAUACCGGUACAAUGUUCGAUACAGCUGAUACAAUACGUUAUGUAAGUUAUUCGAUACUCGAUACUGGCGGAAAAGAAUUGAAAGGUGAUUCGGAGACUUUAACACAGGUUCGAAUCCAAGAAUUAUGGAAUCAAUUAUCUGACCAGUUUCCGUCUGAUAGUUCAGCCACUUCUAUCCUCCCAUCUUUGCACAAGCCUGUGUUUAGCUUUAAAAUGGAAGAUUUGAAGCAUGGUCAGUGUAAAGAACAAGACCAGGAAAAACAAAGUAUCUCUGGCGGAUUGGAAACCUCGAGAGAGACCAAUAAUGGAGGAUCGUCUGCUGUGGGGAUGAAGGUGUUUACAAGUGAUGGGGAGGUGGGAUUAACGUCUGGAGGAUCUACAGGUGAUGGGGAGGUGGGAUUAAUGUCAGGAGGAUCUACAGGUGAUAGGGAGGUGGGAUUAAUGUCAGGAGGAUCUACAGGUGAUGUGAAGGUGGGAUUAAUGUCAGGAGGAUCCACAGGGGAUGGGGAGAUGGCACAGUGUCCUAAAGGAUCUGCAGCUGAUGUUCAAUUGGAGGUGAGCACAACCAAUGGUUCUGAGACACGCCCCCGUGUGAGCCCUAAUGUUUACUUCACAAAACUAUAAAAACAACAAGCGCUUGUAUUCCCCCAAACGAAUUUUGUUCUGGCUCUAAUUACUUUAAGUUUCAACAUAACAAACAAAAUGUGACUAGUAAAUCAAAUUAAAUAACUAAACCAGCCAUUUUAACAUAUAUACAGUUUGCAUUAUAAACAAAAGUGACAGUAGUUUCUAAUGUAAACAAUAAUACAGUAAUUAUUUCAUUGUAAAUAAAAGUAACAGUAGUUUCUAAUUUAAACAGUAAGACAGUAAUUAUUUCAUUGUAAAUAAAAGUAACAGUAGUUUCUAAUUUAAACAGUAAGACACUAAUUAUGUCAUUGUAAGUAAAAGUGACAUUAGUUUCUAAUUUAAGCAGUAAGACAGUAAUUAUGUCAUUGUAAAUAAACAGAAAAUUAUUCCAUCUGUAAACAAGUAAAUGAUAUUAAUUAUUGUGAUUAGCCAACAUACCUUGCAUACCAGGCUGUAUACAAACAGUGUGUUUCUUUCACAUAUUUUUCUUCGGGAGGGUACUCUAAACUGUUGGAGCGGGGGGGGGGGGUCACUUAAAUAUCCGGGCGUGGUGUACAAUUGUUAAAAUAUGUUUUUAAUUCAUUCGUGGGUGGGGUCGGUACACUUGCAUUGGGGGAGAGAGAACUCUGCUGGCUAGAUUACACAUCUCACGCCAAGCCCAUGUAGAUUUAAUUAGAUCAAAACAUGUAUUCCACGUAGACAAUACAAAUAGUUUAGCUUAUGUUGUAAUUACUAUACAAACUGUUUAAUUAACCAUUUGUUUUUUAACUACUACUUUAAGCAUUAAAAAUUUAAAGAUUUUAUAUAUUAAUUGCUGUAAAACAUUUAUUUUACGUAGAAAAAUAAAAAUAGUUUAGAUUAUGUUGU
Molecule: messenger RNA, 6013 nt
Organism: Physella acuta
Lineage: Eukaryota; Metazoa; Mollusca; Gastropoda; Physidae
Molecular function (GO): calcium ion binding
Source: RefSeq, a predicted model, not a curated record